This is a messenger RNA of Daphnia magna, 5252 nucleotides long. RefSeq lists its product as uncharacterized. NCBI's taxonomy places the organism in Eukaryota, Metazoa, Arthropoda, Branchiopoda, Diplostraca, Daphniidae. The transcript has 7 exons. Gene Ontology annotation, biological process: tRNA methylation. Bases 357 to 3593 code for a protein of 1078 amino acids. The record is from RefSeq and is a predicted model, not a curated record. Gene Ontology annotation, cellular component: cytosol.
AUACAAUGAGGGGCGUGGCUUAAUGGGAAUAAUUUCGGCGCUGAGUGCAUGCCCGCGCCUUCUAGCGGUCAAAAUAACAAUUACAUACUGUUUAUAAAUGACAUAUUAGACAUCCGCUUGGUCCUAGUAUUCGAAAACUUUUUCUUUCUUCUUAGUGCAAUCAGACCUCCACUUGGUACGGCACUUUCGGAGGGAGCGAGAUAAAAAAUCUGGUUCUCGAAAAGUGACGUCGGGAGUACUGUAGCAGUUUGACCAUCUAAUCCUUGACUGAUGAAGUUACGGACGAAUCUAGUUUUUCUCGCUACAUUAGAGAGUUUCGCUAUACUUUGGCUUAUUUAGCCAUAUAGACAUGAAAAAUGGAAGCAGAUGUACAGAAAAAAUACAAUCACCUUGUAGUGGUGACAACAAAUCUUUCUUCUGAUGUACAAUCAGAAGCUUUUCAUGUUGCCAUAAGGGAUUUACUUAAAACAAUACAAAUAUCAAAGAAGCAAGGGUUCCUUUUGGCCAGUCCUUCAGCCAAUUUCUUGGACAUGAUUGAUUCACUGAUCCAGAAUACAGAGCUCAGCAUAGAUCUAGCAAUUGUUGCUGGACGGGUAAACUGCUUAACAAAAGUGUUCAUUCAGAAUAACCCUUCAUCAGUAGAGCAACUGACUGUACACACAUUACAGGCUGCCGAAGUCCCCAAAAUCUGCCUCUUAUUUGGUAUUAUUGAUUGUCUACCAAACGAUAGGUGGGAUGUGGCUGUAGCCAUCGUUGCUGAAGAAAUUGUGCAACUGUUGCUCAAUUUCAAUUCAGUAUAUUUUUACAAAAUGAAGUUGUUUCAUACUUGGUUAGAACAUGUUAAAAAAAUUGUGAAUCUCAUCCCCAAUCCAAGUCCUGUUUGGGGACAAAUUCUGCUUCCUCAAAGUCGAGUGAUGGAGCUAAUUGAUCUCCAUUGGGAGACCAGUCAAAUACGAAAUUUAACCGGACAAUGCCUAGCAACCAUCUGCGAUAUAUGGCGUACCUCCGAAUCAACUUCGCAAUACGCUAAUGUUGUUGCCAAGAUUACACUAACUAACCUAACGUGGCAAUCGCAAUCCAAGUACCUCAUCUUAGCUACCUUGGUGCCUUUCAUACACUUUAAGGAACUUCUUUUCGAAUAUCCCGACACCAUUUACGCCAUGACGGUCAGUCUUACUUCAAAUCCAAAAUGCCUGUUGGCUGCCGGAACAGCUCUUUUUAAAGCCUUAGCAAAGCACCUGACGCCUGAGGAUUGGGAAGACUAUUGCCAGAGUGUCCUACUUGAAGCGUUGAAUCACGUUAACCCUGACACACAACGUAAUGCAGCUAAUCACUGGCUUCCAUGCAUGAUUCUUGCUUCGCCUGUGCUUCUGAUGGAACUAAAGCAACGUCUCCGAAAAACCGAUCGUCUUAAUUGGUUAGCUUAUGUGUCACUAUUGAAACUAAUGGAUCAACUAGACGAAAACGACAUACUGCUAACACAACAAGCACUGCAUCAUGGCGAUGAGGAUGUGAGAGUAGCAGCUUUUGGAAUCCUUCUUCAUAAAACUCAAAAAACCGAAAUCGUCCGUCCUGAAGAUUGGAUUUUGGUAAAAAAAUUUGUGUUCAGGAAUCUCCGAUGCGAUAAUUCGCUAUUUAAAUUUAAAUUACUAUCCACUAUACGGUUUUUCCUAAUCCGAGUUUUGAAGUCUUGUCUCAGCCGGAUGAAAACCAAAGGUGCCAUUGACGAAGAUAUUGAGAAUGUGCGUCAAGUAUAUGACCAUCUGUUAAAAUGUUUGACUCCAUCCUCCUGCUACCAAAAGAAAAUCACGUUGUUAGGUAUCCUUUGCGACAUCCACCAUCUAUUUGGCGCUAGUGACACAAAGGCAGAAAAUUUGGUUAGAGGUUCUUCGUUAACUAAUCGCAACGAGCUAAUAACACUGGCCGGAGAACGCUGGAACUUUACUGUAAAAGAAUCAUUGGAACGUUAUACGAUCUGCUUGAUGGAUGACAAUGCCGAUGUUCGCCAACAAGCAGCUCAGCUUCUUCAAAACUUUUUCCCGUGCCCGCCUUCCUCUUAUGUACAGUUGAUUUUUAACCAAGGACUUGCACUGUGUGAUAGUUCCAGUUUCCAGCGUAGUGAGUGUGGUCUCGUCGCACUUCAUCUAGUCAGUCAUUGGUCAUUGACGAACACGUCUGUAAUUCCAAGACUGACAGCAGAAUUUUUAGUAGGCGAUAUCUACAAACGAUUUCAUCAACUCAAGCUUGACUGGAUGGCUUCAGGACAAGCCGUUCACGGUUUUAUUGGCGCUCUAGCAAAAGUGCUUCACGUGACGAAUCAUCAGAACUUGACGGUGUCGUAUACGGAGUUGAUCGCACUGACUGAAAUGGUUAUUUGCUCCGUGUUGGACAUUUUAUCUAGCAAAUCGAUUGGAAGCUCCGUUUUAAACCAAGUUAUUGCGCGACCGUUUGAGGGCAAGAGCCUGUCCAUUGACGAUCGUAUGUGCCAGAAUGUUCCAGUUGUGAAGAACGGCAUUGUUUUCGAUGACUUGCAGCAUGAAUUGAUUUUGACGCGUGCAUGGCUGACUUUGAAGGAGUCGAGUAAUUUGGCUGUUCAAAUUACCACAUUGUUGCUAAACGAUGAGCGGUUAUCGAAAAAAGAGCGUGUUCGUUUAGUAGAGCAAUGCAUUCAAAUAGUUUAUCAAAUCCUUCUCCGUUGUCGUCGCGAGGAUGUCGUCGAAGCAUCUGGCGAUGCAAUGGGACUACUGUGUAAAAAAUGUUUUCUCAGUCAAGAAAACGUGAUCCGAGCUAUCCCAGGCAAGCUGUUGAGAAAUUUUCUCGAAAGACUUGAAAAUUUAAAAUUACUUACAUCUGCUACCCUAAGUUCAACUGGGAUGACUUGUUUAGUUACUAAAAUUGUAAGCAGUCAAUCGGGAAAAUCUCAGUUGGAUUCAUUGCUCACAAUGGCGACCAGAAGAUUGAUUCGUGUUGCUGAACGUCCAGUCGAUACGACUGAAGGACUAAAUGAUGCUUGCAACAUAUCGCAGCCAGUGGCUAUUCACGUACUGAAAUCGCUAGUUCAGGAUGCCUUACUGAACGUUGAUCUUCAACCAGGGUUGAUGGAGCUCAUCGCCAAAUUGAGCGUCAACUCGUUCAGUCAUCCACUUUGGUUCAUCCGUCAUGCUGCUGUACAACUACAUGGAGCCGUCAUAGCAAGUUUAGUGGGCUCAUCUAGCAAAACAACUGCCAACCUCUUCCACAAACUUCCAGGAUUGGAAACUUUUUUCCUUGACAAACUAGCCAGGCAAACAGAUGGUCGACACAUUUUUGCCGGUAACCUUAUCCCCGUUCUCAGCAUAUUGAGCCGACUCUCCCCUGACUUUAGAAACGAGGAUAGAAAUUCUCGUUUUAAGUUCCAUCUUAUGACGUUACUUGGCCACCCAGCAAUCCAUGUUCGCCAAUUAGUUGCUCAGAGUCUACUAGCAUUUGUUCCUUUACCAAAGACGAAGUGGAUAACUAUGCAGCUUUGUGAAGAUGCGUUAACUUUGGCGUCUCUGGAGUAUUUCAGCCACGCCUUUGCAUUUAUGUGUUCGUGGAGAUUCAGGCACCAAUAGCCUUCACGGCUGCUUAUUAGCUAUUCACGAGUUCAUCAAUCGCUGUCGUGAGAUUGCAAUAAGCGUCCAAGACUGGGAAAUGAUUCGCAAUUCGUUGGCGACAUUCGUACCUAUCGAAAAACAUCAUCCUAGUUUUUACAUCAAGUUGACCAUCUUGAAAAUUUUCAAAAUGUUGAAAGGCAUGGCCGGGACACCCGAGUUUUUUCGAAUAUAUCGAGAUGAAUCGGUGCGUCAAUUAUAUUACCAUCACCCUGGUUUCAGUGAAUGGCUGGGGAUUACGACAGAGCUCGUUCUAAGCGAAGGCUCGCUCAAUUCCGUAUUGGAAGCCCAUUCAUUGGCUAUUCAAGAAUUUCUAGCGUUCUACAGUGGAUUGGAAGUUGUGGAAGCUGCAAUGCGAUCACUCACAAACCGUUUUGCUCGUUUUUCUCGCUCAAGUGUCAUGGCUAAUCAUAUCAACUCCUAUAUUACGUACUUCAUAUCUCAUUGGCAGACACAUCCUAGUCUUGUACCUGUUUCUCUUGACUUUAUCCAAAUUCGAGGAGCUUCCGCUCUGCAAGAGAGCGAAACUUCACUACGAGAACACAUAGAUUUUUUUUUGAACACGUGUAUGGAAGCGAGACAUCUGGGCUCUGCUAUAGCACUAUUGGCUUUCCCUACAGCAUCGAUCGUCAUCAAAGAAGCCUUUGCAAAAGGACUGCUAGUGGAUAAUGUAGACGACGUUGCUGUUCGGCUAAGUCGCUGCUUGUUGAACGCUUCCCAGCCAGAAGAAUCUUUGCCCUUUCGUUCGUCAGCCGCAGCCAGUCUCAAGACAAUAGGAAAAGCGCUGGUGGAGAAGGCGAUGGACAAUGCUGAAUUAACACGCAAUCUCUUUCUUCUCAUCAUGUAUCUCAUUUACGACGAAGCAAAAGAAGUUCGAACAGAAACAACUUUCUUUUUGACGGAACUAGUCUCUUCAAUCAAAAGCGGCCCACAUGGACAUCCUCCUUUGCUCCAGAUGAAUCCCGAGGAGUGCCUAGAAGAAUUUGCCAGCCAAGUUCACCAUUGGUUUAGUAAACAGCAUCUUAUUCCAGUCGUAAUUGAGAUGUUAACAGACCCCGAUCUCGAGAAAAAUGAUGAAGUAAAAGUUUUAUACGAAUGUGAAACCCAAAACGUAUUCAACGAGGAGAUCGAGUCAAUAUUUCUCUUAAUCAAAAUUGUCAAGUCCUUGUUAGGGACUACAGGGAGUGAUGGUAAUCCUUUCGUGUUGGAUGUCGAUAUGCAAAAAGUUAUAGAAGGAGCUGAUCGUACAAUUAGUAGUAUCCGGUCCUUUGCUUCGUGUAGAGAGGAUACGGCAGGGUGGUUCUUUAUUAUGUCAAAGAGAAUUUAUUCAGUUCUCAGUCAACUCAGCGCCCGUCUUUCUAUCUUAAUGAUGUGUUGCCCAUCUUGUAAAGCGGAUGGUCGUUUUGUGGAACUUCAAAGCGCAAUUCAUAGUCUUAUUCGGUACAAAAUGUUGUAGUGUGUUGUUUUGUUUGUUUCUCAUUUACAGUAAAAUUGGGAUCAAAUUAUUCCGAGAAAUGUUUAGGCACAUCUUCCUAUGAAGAUGCAAAUUAAGUUUAAAUUCUAUUAGAAUUAUGUUUCAAAGAUGCUGCAUAAAAAACAAAAUAUACGGAAUCGGGCACA